Molecule: messenger RNA, 3984 nt
Organism: Pseudopodoces humilis (Tibetan ground-tit)
Lineage: Eukaryota; Metazoa; Chordata; Aves; Passeriformes; Paridae
Gene: PTBP3
Product: polypyrimidine tract binding protein 3
Biological process (GO): mRNA processing
Cellular component (GO): nucleus
Molecular function (GO): RNA binding
Source: RefSeq, a predicted model, not a curated record
CGCCAGGUACUUGUGGAAGGAGGAAGCCGGCGGCCGUCACCGACCUGGAGCUGAGGGGCCGGGCGCUGCCGCGGGGAACUUUGUGCAUGUGAAAAUUGUGCCUAUUUCUUCAGGUCUGUGGACGUGAGUUUUACAUUGGAGUUAGAGGGCAGCAUUUUUGACACACUUUGCAGAGUGGUGUGGUCCUGACAAGCUUCUUCUGGUGUCAAUAACAGACCUUUUACCAUGAGCAAUUCUACUCCAACUACAGAUAAUGAGAAGAAGAAGAGUAAAGGAAACAAAUCGCCAUGUUCCCCUUCGCGUGUCCUUCAUAUUCGUCAAAUUCCAAGUGGUGUUACUGGAGCAGAAGUUGUUUCAUUAGGUCUCCCUUUUGGCAAAGUAACCAAUCUCUUGAUGCUACGAGGAAAAGGACAGGCAUUUUUGGAAAUGGCUUCUGUAGAUGCUGCUGUUUCUAUGGUGAACUACUACACUCCUGCCCCACCUCAUCUCCACAAUCAGCCAGUUUAUAUUCAGUAUUCCAAUUACAAGGAACUUCGGACUAACAAUCAACAUCAUCAGGCUAGAUCUCAAGCUGCAUUGCAAGGUGUGAAUGCUGUGCAGCAUGGAAACCUGGGUAUCACAAGUGCUCUUGCUGCUGAAGGUGGGGUCCUUCCGAGUCAUGGUUCUGUUCUUCGAAUCGUUGUUGAAAAUGUUUUUUACCCUGUCACUUUAGACAUCCUGUAUCAGAUUUUCUCUAAAUUUGGCUUUGUCUUGAAGAUUGUCAUGUUCCAUAAGAACAAUCAAUUUCAAGUUCUGCUCCAAUUUGCUGAUGCAACGAAUGCAUAUCAUGCCAAAAUGUCUCUGGAUGGCCAUAGUAUCUACAGUGGGUGCUGCACUCUGCGUAUUGAUUUCUCCAAGUUAACCAACCUAACAGUGAAGUACAACAAUGACAAAAGUAGAGAUUUCACUCGUAUUGACCUUCCUUUUGGUGAUGGCCAACGAACCAUAGAAACGUCCUUAUCUACUCCCUUUGCCACCCAAAAUACCGUCUUUCCAUCAUAUACAGGACCUCCUGGGUUUGCCCCAGCCUUAGGCUUUCCUCAGGGAGCAGGUCCUUCUGUUCUGCCUGUUCCUGGAGCACUUGGUCCUCUCACGGUCACCACAUCAGCAGCACCUGGACACAUGAAUGUUCCUGGUGUUCCAGGAAACUCUGUUUUACUAGUCAGCAACCUCAACCCUGAAGCCAUCACACCUUAUGGACUUUUCAUCCUAUUUGGUGUGUAUGGUGAUGUGCAUCGUGUGAAGAUCAUGUUUAAGAAAAGAGGAAUUGCUUUGGUUCAGAUGGCAGAUGCAAGCCAGGCUCAAUUAGCUAUCACCUACUUGAAUGGACAGAGGCUUUAUGGAAGGGUCAUGCAUGCUACUCUUUCAAAAUAUCAGACAAUUCAACUUCCUCGUGAGGGACAAGAGGACAAAGGUCUGACAAAGGACUAUAGCAACAGCCCUUUACAUCGCUUUAAGAAUCCCUGCUCUAAGAACUUCCAAAAUAUCUUUCCUCCAUCUGCCACCCUGCAUCUCUCCAACAUCCCGACUUCUGUCACUGUUGAUGACUUGAAGAACCUUUUUACAAGUAAAGGAUCUACUGUGAAAGGCUUCAAAUUUUUCCAGAACGAUUGCAAAAUGGCUCUUAUCCAGCUGGGCUCUGUGGAAGAAGCAGUUCAUGCUCUCAUUGAGCUUCACAAUCAUGACUUUGGAGAAAACCAACAUCUCAAAGUUUCCUUCUCAAAAUCUUCAAUCUGAAUUUUCUGUGAAUUUUCCCUUUAAGGCUGCAUAACAGUUUUAGUAAAAUCUUCAAGUAGAGACUGAGGCAGCUGUGACUGCUCUGUCUCUUCAAAGAAAAACCUUAUUCAUACAUAAAGAAUUAAGUGAUGAUUUUUUCUGAUUUUAGCUGCAAGUAUGUCAUCCAUAGAAAGAGUAUUCUAUGAAAUAGUUCUAGCAACAAUAUUUAUCAUCAAAUUUCCUACUUAUAAUUUUAUUUUGAGAACAUCCUUUCAGCUUUUGUUGAAAUCAGCCCUACAAAACAAUUUAGUGCUUUCACAAUGUUCCAAAUGAGUAUGUUUAAUGAAAAGGUAAAUCUACUCUGUGCAGAUUAAACACUAAUUUGAAUGUGAAAUAGUGCUUGGGUUUCUUGAAGAAAAACAAACUGUAACUGUGAGUAUCCUCUAAAUAGUAUUUAUGUUACCAGGGUGUGUGUUCAUACUUUGGCGAAUCUUUACAAAUAACUUGUUUAUAAAAAUAAAAAGUCUGUGCUGUUCUUAUAGAUUAAGUUAUUAGAGAAAAGGCAGUGCCUUCUCUCUGGGGAGUAAAAGGUAUUUGACAAGUUUCUUCAAGGUGUGGUAUUGGAGAAUUAGUUUGACUUGACUGUUGGUUGGAAGUCUGAUGUCCUAUUUCUACUAUGAAGGGAUGUGUAGCAGUACCUUGGAGAAAAUAAAACAAGAAAAUGGUCUUGAUUUAAAAUAAUUUUUUACAUUUCUCUAAUUAAUUAAAUGUUUGCAAUCUUAUGGAAAAUAUUCAGGUCUAUGAUGGUUUCUCAAGUUUUUAAGAAGUUAUUUUGCUAAGGUCAUCUUUCAGGGCAGAAAAAUUAAAUCUCAAGGUUUUUUACCACUCUUAAGUCUAAUACUUAAAUUACUUGUAUUUACCUAAUUUUUUAUUAUGUGCCUUACUAUGUGUGUAUGAAACAAUAGAUUAGAGUGUUAUCUGAAGUAUCUUGCAAAAUUAUUGUGGGCUUUGUGAAAAUUCUUCUCUUGGUCUUUUGAAAAUCUUUCCCAUGAUACUUCAAGAUAUAUUUUUUCAUUAAUUAAUACUUUGAAUUCUAGUUUCUUGUGCUUUCUUACUGAGAUUUGCUAUAGAUGGGAACGAGAUUUAAUUUGUUGUGGAAUCACAUAGAGAUUCUUUAAACUUACCUAGUUGCACUUCUCUGCUUGUAGUUCUUCACUGAUAAAAAAAUUCAUACCCAGAAAAAAUAUACUAAAAAAACAAACAAACCUAUAUAGGAAGGUGAAACAGCAAAUCCAGUUAAUUUUCUGGAGUUCAUCUGACUUUGAGAGACACUGGCUGUAUCAGAAUAUUCUCUUGGGUUUCUGCAUUUCUUUAUUUUUAAUACUUGAAAGUAUUAAAGUAAUAAAAUGCUAUCAUUCUUUCCUUUGUAAGUAUGAAAAAAAUGUUUGAUACUGAAUCUUCAUCUCUCUUUGGGGAAUGAGCUGAGAUGCAGUUGGGUUUUGCCAUGAGUGUACAGAUGAAUACUAAUGACUUCUGAUCAUAUUUUAAAAAGCUGAAUUUAAUUUUAAGCUUUUUUUUCCCUAGUGUUUUUUUGCACAUAAAUUAAUUGAAAAUUAAUUUAAUUUUUCUUUACCACAUUUUGAAGAUCGAUUUCUUUCAAGCAUGGAAUAUCUUUACUUCUAACUAUUGCAGAAUUUGUUUCUGCUGUAAUGUUUUGCCACUCAUAACUGUUUUUGUUCAUCUAAAUUGUAUGAUUUUCUUUCUAGAAGAAAGAGUAUGUUUGUACCAUGAUCUAAGUAUUCACUAGUGAACUUUCUCAAAUUUUCCCUCUGAAUUGUUUUUGCAAAAAUCAGUCUAAUAGUAGCUUGCCAGAUACUAUCUUGAUGUACGUAAAUUGGUUACAGGUGUAGUGUCAAGGAAAAUUCCCAAUCCGACCAUCCAGGAGCCACUCUGGUGGUCACUCUUGCACCACCUGAGUUGGGGCUGAGGUGCCUUCCCAGCUACAGCCCCUACAUUCCCACUGUCAGAGCAGGUUUCCUCACUGGGUGGACCCCAGUUUCCUAUAGCAGAGUCUCAGUCUCCUGAUCCUUAAAAUAAUUUCAUCACAGUGCAGUAACAAAACAACAGCUCGAGCUGGUCCCUCUCAGGAGGGACCUGGAACAAAGGAACCCCUGGGCUUUUAUCCCCUCACCAGUCUAGGCAGGGGAAGGUCUGGGGCCAUCGGCUCCU